Messenger RNA from Peronospora matthiolae, 1353 nucleotides. The record is from the annotation of a GenBank genome assembly. Lineage: Eukaryota; Oomycota; Peronosporomycetes; Peronosporales; Peronosporaceae.
AUGGCCUUAGCGUCUCGUCCACGUCAUCGCACUCGAAGUAGCCGUAGACGAAGUACCACGAGCACUUCGACCACAAGUCUCGGUCGAAAAAGCAGCAGCCAUAGCAGCAGUAGCAUCGGUACCUGUCGAACCACUCGAACAAGCGGAAAUAGCAGUACCCUCCUAGUGGACCGCACGUUUAGUCUCACGGCCACGACGUCAACCACGAGCGUUUGCAAUGCGCACAAUGUGCCAAUUGCAAUCAAGUACCUCCAGCAAGUGACAGUGGAGCUCUUAGCGACCAAGAAACACACGGACGUGCGGUACGUCAUGACUGUCCGUCACCACGGCCUUCGGGUCGCCUGGAGCCACGCCAGGUCCUUUGACGAAUACCGGAAACUGCAGCAACGUCUUGUUAAGAAGUUGCAGCACGGCCACUUUUGUGACGCCGAUUGUCCGUGGCUCUAUGGGUUUCUCAAGAGCUACUUCCCGAAGAAGUGGGUCCCGACGUUCUCUAGUGCUCGCGUUGUCAUGGAACAGCGGAGACAGAGUCUCGACCGCUUCUUUACAGCACUCUAUGGCUACUUGACUGAGAAGAAGAACGAGUGCUGCGCGGUCGUGGUGACGGACUUUGCCGAUGAACUGGUCAAGUUUAUCUACGGGUACGCUUUGGAGCAGUACGGACUCGAGUAUCGAGUCAAGUCGACUGCGGCGGAGACUGGUGGACUUCGAUGGGCGGGAGCGUACAGCUCCAAGCUGAAAGAAACAGCCACUUCAGUGAAGCAGCAUUUUCGUGGACGGGGGAUGGAACAGCACCAGCAAGUGCAGUACAACCGACUCUCGUCUUCUAAUGAUUUGUCCAGGGAAUCCAUCAAGGAUGACGAUGUGGUGAAUGAUUUGUAUCGAGAGGUAUGCACGAUCUGUGGUUCGCCACUGUGUGGCGCGGCACACGGCAGCUCCACGUCGAUGUCGUCGUCAUCCAACGCGGCUGUCUUGCUCCUGGAAGAAGACGAAAACAAUGACAGCAUCGACGAUAUCGACAUUGUCAAUGAUAUUGACAGCAGCAGGUCGACGGUAGUGAGCAUGGACACGGGUGCUGGAGCACUUUCUCGUGCCAACCGGAACAGCAGCGACAGUACCGGCAGCGUGCUCACUUCGUCGUGGAUAGAGACGCUCACAUCGAACGGAAGCAGCCGAGCCCACAAUGCCGGCGGUCCUCGACCGAGUAAAAGCAGCGCGAAUCGACGCCGCGCUGCCACGUACUAUUUGACGACAUUGAAUUGCGGCCACCAGUUCCACGACGAAUGCAUUGUGGCAAAACUGAACGAGUCGUUAGAAUGUCCGACCUGUGGAAGGAUACAGACGAAUGCUUGA